AUGGAUUCUCAGAUUUUAACCUCAUCACCAGCUUUGACAAUGACAGCGGUUUCUCACGUCGAAACCGAGAUAAACAACAAGCUGGAUGGAUACGAGCCACGGGAUUCCAACGACGACACGGCACGUGUGCUGCGCGCUUUUCUUGACUACUUACCCCGUGACGGUCGGGCAAACCUGGCUGAUGAUAUUACCGGUUGCCAAACCGACGGUGAUUUACAGAGCCUUGCCUCUCGUUUAGUGGAAGGACUUCUUCUCCCUAUGAAGAUGGCUAACAGGCCAUCCCAUGGGGAUGGUGGUGAUAUCGAGAAAGCAUGCAUGCAACGAGAUGGCAACAUUUGCGUUGUCACCCAGGUUUAUGAUGUUCAUCAGCCUGCGCCAGACGACAAAUCAAUGCUUACGAGUUACCUCGCGGCUGUGCACAUCUUGCCCUUUCUGGAAGAAGAACGCAGCGCAUCCUCGGGGGUCUGGUUCAACGUCCGUCGGUACUUCCCCAGCAUGCGCUCUGAACUUGAUGAUCAUCAUCAGGUUGACGGUCUUUAUCAUAAUCCACGGAACGUGAUCACUCUCAUGGAUCCCUUAUACCGAGACUUUGGCGAUUUUCGAGUUUCUCUCGAGCCAACAAGCAACAACAACGCCAGCCAUGUGUAUCGCCUGAGAACACACAGGAACUUUUCAACGUGUCUCGUGCCUUUCCUGCCCGAGAAUGGACUCGUUACCUUGACAAAUCACAAUAAUGAGAAAGAUGAAUGUCCGCUGCCAAGCCCUGUGCUCCUCGAGACCCAUGCCGCAAUUGCACAAAUCCUCGACGCAACAGACGGCAGCACAGAUAUUCGAAGACUGCUAUCUGUUAAGUUCUUGCGACGGCGGUAA
This is a messenger RNA of Rasamsonia emersonii CBS 393.64, 870 nucleotides long. RefSeq lists its product as uncharacterized. Lineage: Eukaryota; Fungi; Ascomycota; Eurotiomycetes; Eurotiales; Trichocomaceae. Bases 1 to 870 code for a protein of 289 amino acids. The record is from RefSeq and is a predicted model, not a curated record. The transcript has a single exon.